GGUAUUUUCGCAGUCUCGCAGAGUAACAAAAUCACAACCAUGGCCGACAAAGUUGUUGCUGACAAACCCGCUGGACGUCCAAUGAAAUAUCCAUACACGUUCUCGGCUAAAAUCGCCCAGUUCCCAAUUAAGCAUUACAUUAAGAACCAAUGGAUCUGGCGCUAUUAUUUCAUUGCAGCGGUCGCCUGUGUGCCCGUUUUCUACAAGAUUAGCAAGUUGGCCAACUCGCCCGAAAACAAGAAGGCCUGGGCUGCCAGCCAAGCUAAGGAGGCUGCUGAACACCAUUAAUCUGUUGAGAUCAGAGGUUGCUGCCAUUGAUUUUAGUUGUUUAAAGUUGCAUCUACAUUUCAAAGCCACUGCUGGUGGCUUUACAUGAAUAUUAAAUGGUCAAAUAAAUGAUUUAAAACGUG
Drosophila grimshawi is the source of this 410-nucleotide messenger RNA. RefSeq lists its product as uncharacterized. Bases 40 to 288 code for a protein of 82 amino acids. The record is from RefSeq and is a predicted model, not a curated record. Lineage: Eukaryota; Metazoa; Arthropoda; Insecta; Diptera; Drosophilidae. The transcript is spliced from 3 exons.